AGACUGUUAAAUAAGUGACACACAGUUGUCUCCAGGAGAAAUGCUGAGGCGGGUGGUGACGCAGCACGUGGACGAGGUCGUGGACGAGGCGUUUGGCCUGUUGGACACGUUGACAGCGGCGUAUGAGGACAUCGUUUCUCAAUUAGGAGAACAUGAGCUACACACAUCAGAUGUCCAGCAGCAGUUGGUGAUGAAACAAGAGGUUCCCCCUGAACAGCAGGACUGGAGCUCCAGUCUGGACCAGGAUGACCCAGAGCCUCCAAACAUUAAAGAGGAGCAGGAGGACCAGGAGAACCCAGAGCCUCCACACAUUAAAGAGGAGCAGGAGGACCAGGAGGACCCAGAGCCUCCACACAUUAAAGAGGAGCAGGAGGACCCAGAGCCUCCACACAUUAAAGAGGAGCAGGAGGACCCAGAGCCUCCACACAUUAAAGAGGAGCAGGAUGAACUCAGGAUCAGUCAGGAGGGAGAGCAGCUUCAAAAGCUGGAGGAGGCUGGAAUCAAGUUCUCAUCCACCCCUUUGUCUCCAGGAGAAAUGCUGAGGCGGGUGGUGGCGCAGCACGUGGACGAGGUCGUGGACGAGGCGUUUGGGCUGUUGGACACGUUGACAGCGGCGUAUGAGGACAUCGUUUCUCAAUUAGGAGAACAUGAGCUACACACAUCAGAUGUCCAGCAGCAGUUGGUGAUGAAACAAGAGGUUCCCCCUGAACAGCAGGACUGGAGCUCCAGUCUGGACCAGGAGGACCCAGAGCCUCCAAACAUUAAAGAGGAGCAGGAGGACCAGGAGAACCCAGAGCCUCCACACAUUAAAGAGGAGCAGGAGGACCAGGAGAACCCAGAGCCUCCACACAUUAAAGAGGAGCAGGAGGACCAGGAGAACCCAGAGCCUCCACACAUUAAAGAGGAGCAAGAGGAGCAGGAGGACCAGGAGGACCCAGAGCCUCCACACAUUAAAGAGGAGCAGGAUGAACUCAGGAUCAGUCAGGAGGGAGAGCAGCUUCAAAAGCUGGAGGAGGCUGGAAUCAAGUUCUCAUUCACCCCUGUAAAGAGUCAAUAUGAUGAUGAGGAAGCUCAGCUCUCAAAGUCCAUAAAAACUGACAAGAGAGGCAGAACAUUUGAAAACAGAAGCAGACGGAGAGGAAGUCAGAUCCAGAUCAGAUCCAGAGAGUCCUUUACAACCAACUGCUGAUGAGACGUCACAAUCCUCUGAAUGUGAGACUGAUAACAGUGAAGAUUGGAAGGAGACUCAGGAACCUCAGUCACGUUUAAACCCUUUGGAAAGCAAUGAAGUCCCUGUAGGUGACAUGGACUGUGGGACUGGAAACGCAUCAAUUAGCUCUUCUCAAUAUGCUGGAAGCUUUGGCCAAAAGAGACAUCUGAAGAGACACUCUGGAGCCACAACAGGAGUGACCAGUUCUUCAGUUUGUGGUAAAACAUUCAGACAAGUGCAACCUCUGAAACAACACUCAACUGUUCAUACAGGAGAGAAACUAUUCAGUUGUUCAGUUUGUGGUAAAACAUUCA
This is a messenger RNA of Pseudoliparis swirei, 1524 nucleotides long. Its product is annotated as glutamic acid-rich protein-like. The record is from RefSeq and is a predicted model, not a curated record. Bases 41 to 1189 code for a protein of 382 amino acids. The transcript has 4 exons. NCBI's taxonomy places the organism in Eukaryota, Metazoa, Chordata, Actinopteri, Perciformes, Liparidae.